Messenger RNA from Ixodes scapularis (black-legged tick), 867 nucleotides. RefSeq names its product blood vessel epicardial substance-like. The transcript has a single exon. Gene Ontology annotation, molecular function: cAMP binding. Gene Ontology annotation, cellular component: sarcolemma. NCBI's taxonomy places the organism in Eukaryota, Metazoa, Arthropoda, Arachnida, Ixodida, Ixodidae. The coding region runs from base 1 to 867 and encodes 288 amino acids. The record is from RefSeq and is a predicted model, not a curated record.
AUGAGCGGCGCCGAAGCAAACGCCAGCGUGUCCCCGUCCGUGGAACCCGCGGGUGGCAUCUGUCCCGCCUGGCUGAACAUCAACCACUAUCUCUUUCAAAUUGCCAACUUCUUCUUGCUGCUCUCCUACCUGAUUCCAGGAGGACCGUACGCCCUGCUCCAACUGCGAGUCGUCAUCGGCUUGGGCUCCUUCUUCUUCGCGCUGUGGGGAUACGUCAUCCUGUGUGCCUUCGACACACUCGUUUGGAACGCCCUCUUCACUCUCAUCAACCUCGUCCACAUCUGCGUGCUCGUCCGUGGCUUGCAGAGCGUCUCGUUCAUUACCGAGCUGGAGGCGGUCUUCGAGGACCUGUUCCGGCCGCUCGGGGUGACGCGCCAUCAGUUCCAGGGCGUCAACGCCUGUGUCGGCGAAAUUCGUGAACUGAGCGAUCGGGAGGUGUUCGCAGUCCAAAAGGUCAGCCGCAACGAUAACCUGUCGCUCGUGGUCAGCGGCAACCUCCUGGUGACCGAAAACCAGCGGACCUUACAGCAGGUUGGCAAGUACGAGUUUCUCGAGUCUCCGGAAUGGUUCGUGGUCCCCGAGAGCGACCUCUACCAGGUGACAGCUACGGCGUUGGGAGCAUGCAAGGUCGUGGUAUGGAAGAGGGAAACGUUGAGAAAGGCCCUCGGUGAGGAUUCUCAUCUUAAGGCGGCCUUCGAUGAACUUGUGGGCAAGGCCAUGGCGCGCAAGCUGAAAGCGGUCAGGAUCAAACCGGCCAGGCUCAGCAUCUGUGGCGAGCUGCUUCCUUCCGAAGUCUUCAAGGAAUCAAGUUCUACCAAGCGAAAAGAAUCCCUAAUAAUACGCCACCGUGGCCUGCCGCCCCUCUAA